This is a messenger RNA of Haplochromis burtoni (Burton's mouthbrooder), 4169 nucleotides long. RefSeq names its product vascular endothelial growth factor c (gene vegfc). Gene Ontology annotation, molecular function: growth factor activity; vascular endothelial growth factor receptor 3 binding; chemoattractant activity. Gene Ontology annotation, biological process: vascular endothelial growth factor receptor signaling pathway; sprouting angiogenesis; response to hypoxia. Gene Ontology annotation, cellular component: membrane. The record is from RefSeq and is a predicted model, not a curated record. NCBI's taxonomy places the organism in Eukaryota, Metazoa, Chordata, Actinopteri, Cichliformes, Cichlidae.
ACACACACACACACACACACACACACACAGGCCCUCCAAGGAGAAAGUGCUGGACCUUGCCAAGAAGACAAAGGAGAGCGAGAGCGAGCGAGCGUGUGUUUUCAGCGACAGAAAGAGGGGAGCGCAGAUACUGCGGAGCUUUCUUUUUUUUUAAAUUCCACAUUUUUUACGAUUCUCGGAUCAUAAACACUUCAGGAGUUGCUCAUAUAAACAUGCACUUACGAGGAUUUUCUCUUUUACUGGCAUACCUUCUCAACACCACGCUCGGCAGCGCAUUGAGUCACAACGACUAUUAUGAAUACUACGAGCAGGAGCAGCUGGAUGAGCCGGACACUAAAACGCCAGACUUGGAACAGAGUUUGCGUUCAGCCUCCAGUGUAGAUGAGCUGAUGAGUCUCAUCUAUCCUUCAUACUGGGCUGCUGUGAAGUGUAAAUCCAAACUUUCUGCUGCUGCAUCUUCAUCCUCCAAACUCUCCCAGCAGUCACAGGUCCGUCAGCUUAGGCCACUGGGUGAUACAGAAGAGCCAACAUUUGCUGCUGUCUACCUCAACUUGGAUAUCCUGAAAAGUAUAGAGUCAGAAUGGAGGAAGACUCAGUGUUCUCCCAGAGAAGUGUGUAUUGAUGUGGGGAGAGAGUUUGGUGCUCCUACCAACGUCUUCUAUAAGCCACCAUGUGUGUCCGUCUACAGAUGUGGAGGAUGCUGCCACUCUGAGGACAAACAAUGCAGGAAUAUCUCCACUGGUUACCUCAGCAAAAAUGUGUCCAUUAGCCAACAGGACGUGUCCUCUUGGUCAGACCUGGAGCAACAGGCAAUGUAGGUGCAUCAGUAUCACUGCCAGUAUGCAUGUCAAUCCUCUUCCUCCACUAGUGUUCCCUACAAAGCCCUCCCAGCAGCACACUGACAUAUUCUCAGCAGAUUUAUGUGGCCCCAAUAAGAAACUGGACGUGGAAAGUUGUCAGUGUGUGUGCCACCAAACUCAAGACUGUGGUCCUAACCAUCACUUGAAUCGCAAUACCUGCCAGUGUGUUUGCAACUUGCCACCUAGCCUAUCCUGCCCACAGAGCUACGUAUUCAACAAGGAGACCUGUCAGUGCACAUGCAACAAGACAUGCCCGAGACAUCAGCCUCUCAACAAGACAAAGUGCUCCUGUGAAUGCAAUGAGUCGCCAAAUAAGUGCUUCCUGAAAGGAAGGAGGUUCCACCAAGCCACAUGCAGUUGCGUCAGGCCUUCCUGUGAAGUGGGAAGGCGAAGGUGUGAACCAGGUUUCUUCUUCAGCGAUGAAGUAUGUCGCUGUGUUCCAUCCCACUGGAGAAGGCUGGACUAACCUCCAUGCUAUGGGACAUUAACAAGAUUAUAUUAAACUUAAAAAAAAAAAAUAUUUAUCACCCAUUCUCCUCAGAUCUGCUGGUCAUAAGUAUCCCUAUUAGAUGUGGGGGCAGCUAUGUGUGUGGGCCCUAAAAAAUGUGGGGAACCCUUAGUGAUUAGGAUGAAGAUAUGGGAAACUGAUGAGUUGAAGGUAUUAAAUGCACUGAUUUUGAUAUAAAGAUAUUUUUAUGGGAGACUGAUCUGAGAUGAACAUUGGAAGGAAAGACACUUUUUCUAAGAUACUGUCUAAGUAAUUUCUCUUAAAAUAUUUGAGGGGUUUUUGUAUCAAUUAUGUCGCAGUAUUCUUAUGUCAGAUAUUGAUUAUAUAAUUUAUUAAAGGUUAUUUUUCAACUUUCUUGCAAUUUCUGUAUUUUUCAUAAAAAUACACGAUCAGUAUUUUUGUAUCAUAUAAAAUAUAUAUGUGAAAUAAAGUAUACUGAAUGUUAUAUAUUGUUAAUUUAGGUUGUUAUCCAGUCUGUUAUCUCAGCUUUCACAGCAGAACAGAUCACCAGUUUAUUGCUGGGCUAACACAAACAGAUAGACAGCCUUAAAUGUUCAUAGUAACUGGUAAUUUUAAAUUACAUAGCAUGAAUGUCCUAUGGGAGGAUACCCGGAAGAAGUCCACACUGUUCCAGUGAGAACACUCAAACUCCACAAAGAAGAUCUCUGGCAAACCAUAGUGGCAGCGCUGUGUUAUUGUUACAAUGUCUAAACACAGACAUUAUGAUCAAGAACCAUGUUUUUCCAAUUACAAUAGCUGCAGCUAGUGACUCUGAGGAUGCAAGGCAUGUUUGAAAGAUAUUACAUAGAUAUUUUACAGAGAAGUUGUUUGAGCCUUUUACACAGAAAUGAAAUGUAAACUGUAUACUCUGGCAAUGGCAUUUAUUCUGCCUGUAUCUAAUCAACGUACUCUGAGUAGAUCUUGUGUGGAGGAUCACACUUAUCUCUGUCUUUUCUGUUAUUUAGAAAUCCAAAUCCUCUUGAUUCUAUAAAAAAUGAGCAGAGAAAAAGCCAAUUUGCAGGUUCACAGUUUGGGCAGGGAUUGCCUCUGGGGCACGGCUUUCAUUUCAAACUGUCAACAUAUUAGGUCCAAUCGUCUGAAAUGCUCAUUUUACAGAAAAUGAAGGGAAGAACCACUUAUCUCUUCUGCACAAAGUUUUAUACCUGGUCAUCUUUUCUCCCUGCUUUCUAAUUGGAUGUCACAUCCUCUGAGUUGACACCUCACCUAUGAUGACAUCCAAUCACAUCUAAUCACCUGAUUUCCAGCCACACCUUAUAAUCUGACUAUCUGACUUUUCCGCAUGCAUAAUUUAAAACAAAGUUUACAUUUUAAAAAAACUUAAUCACAUUUUCUUCUUUUCUAUGUUUUUCUUAACAUAGAAAAUUCGGUUACAUAUGAACAUUCAGUCACAUAAUAUUAUAUUUUACUUCAUGUUUCAUUAAGCUCAUACAAUUUAUCUUCAAUUAGAUCUAUCCUCAGUUCAUUCUCACUUGAAAAUCAAUUUUUACAUAAUCUCCUUUUAAUCUAGUUAUAUAACAAUACUUUCUUUUACUUGUCUUUGAAACUGAGUUUGUUGAUCACAAUAUGCUCAAUACAAUUUAUUUUAUUAAAAUACAUACAUUUAAAAAGUCAUACAUUGUUUUAGAUUAGUGGCUCCUUGGUGUCGCUCAAUCACCCCGCCCAUCCUUCCAAGGCCGUCUUCACACAGACUCAGUGUGAGGCCUAUCCUAGAGUCAUUACCGUAUUUCUCUUUUUUGUUAUAUCUGUUAAAUCUAUACCUGGUUACCUAGAUUAAGCAACUAAGCAUUAUGAGCAAAAUCACAUUUGAAGUAUUGUUCUAUGUUCAACAAUUGCGACACUUAAUACCAUUUCUCUUGUCUUAUCUUUCAUAUUCUUGCAGCAUUACACAUACACUAAUCUACCUAGGUCAAAGCUGGAUCAUGUCUAUGCACACAAAAUCCAGAAAGAAUACUUUUCAUUACUCAGUUCAUUUUUCAUUUAACUUUUAUUUUAUCUUUGAUUAAAAAUAAAGUAUAAAUUAUUUACUAUUAGCAAAAGAACUUCCAAAAACCCAAGAGUUACAUUUAAAAAAAAAACGCAGACCUCAGUUAGCAUAUUAAAUGUUGAAGUCAAUUCAGUUCAAUUCAAUUUUAUUUAUCCAUCCGUCCAUCCAUCUUCUUCCCCUUAUCCGGGGCUAGGUUCCGGGAGCACCCUAAGCAGAGAAGCCCAGACCUCCAUCUCCCCGGCCACGCAAACGAAGCCUACACAUCAUUGACGACGAAUACCAUUGGGUAUACUGAAUACUCUGCAUCUUGGAGAAGAUAAUAAUGCAAUGCUGGCCUCUUCUAAGUUGCCAGACUAAGUAUUGACUGGACCGGAGUUGAGUGUAAAGAAGCGAAUUUGAACUUGAGAGAACAGACUUAAAGAACUUGUGUUAUUACGUUUUUAUUUGUAUAUAUCCUACCCAUACCUACUUUGUAGUGGCAUUUAAAAAAAUUUUUACAUUUGAUUUGGUUUGGAAUCACCGUUCAUUUUUACCCAGUAAAUGUAGUCCUCUAAGUUGUUUAUUGUGCUCCUGCAUUGCAAAAUAUAGUGAGUGUUACAAACACUGUCAAAGCCUCCAGUUAUUUCCUUGUAAUCUCACACCUUUAAUGCCUACCUCUCGAACCUAAACACUGAUCCAUUCUUUUGUAGCAACACUGUACAACACUGUAGAAGAAAGUUUGAAUAAACUUAAAAAAGCAAAGCAACAAAGGAUUUUUGAGUUCACUCCAGUAAGGGCUAUAAUGUUGUGUCGACUU